AUGGUCUGUGCAUACGAGGCUAGCCAUCUAAACAUCAUCUCAGCCUUCACCAAGACUACCCACACCCAUCUACACACCAUGUCUCCAAGCAGAGAAGCCACACCACCACCCCAAGAAGGAUUUGCUCUCCUGACCUCGACGCACCGCGAUUUAGUCGAAGCCACCGCCUUCAACAGCUACGGCACGCGCUUCGCAACCGGUUCCGCGGACGGAAAAAUAAAAGUCUACAAUCGACAUCGCGAUGGCUCUUGGAAUCUAUGCGAUACAUGGGGCGCGCAUAAUGGCGGCGAAGUGUUAGAAUUACAAUGGCUACCACCUACUAUUCAUCCUAACCUCAUCGCGUCUAUUGGUACCGAUGGACGUUUUAAGCUUUGGGUUGAAGAUCCCACGUUGCCUCCUAAUAAGGGACGGAGAUUUAAUUCGCAUAAUAAUCGGCCGGUAUGGGAGACGAGAUCGCAUACACGGGCGCCGUUUUUGAGUUUCUCUAUUAAACAUAAUGCUGAGAUUAGACAUACUUAUAUUGCGUUGCUGGAUCGCGAUGCCCAAUUAAUCGUGUAUGAGAAUGAGGAGCCGGAGAAUAUGACGUCGUGGACGGAACUCGAUCGUGUGAAUGUGUGUGAGAAGCCGGCUCGUGGUGAGGAGGUUAGUUUUAAGGUGGCUUUUGAUCUGAAUCUGGAACCGUGUUAUCGGGCUAUUAAGGAGGGGGUUCCGAGAGAUGCGUUGAGUCUCGUGGUUGCUAGUAUGCAUAAAGCGAGUAUUUGGAGAACGAAGGAGAUAUCGCAUACGGUUAGUCUUGGGAGUGCGAGUACGAAGGAACUUUAUCUCGCGGCGGAGUUGAGGGGUCAUCGGGGUUUGGUGAGGGAUGUGGCGUGGGCGGCGGGGAAUAUUAGGGGGUGGGAUGAGGUUGCUACGGCGUGUAAGGAUGGUGUUGUGAGGGUGUUUCGGGUGGUGGCUGGUAGAGAUGCUGAGGGAAUGGGAGGAAGGAGUAGUGAUUUUGAAAAAGUGCCAGAGAAAAUUAUUGCACGAAGUUCGGUGCACAUAGCUAUGGAGAAUGGGGCCAAAAAUGUUCCUUCGGGCAUUGGUGCGGGGUUAGCAGGUCAAAGAACAAGUCGGAAUAGACAGCAAGAAGCUCAAGGUAGGGAUGGAGCCGUCAUUCAUGCAGUGAAGGAAAUUUCGAGGUUGGAAGUUGAUCGAGCGCCGGUUUGGAAGGUGGAGUUUGAUGCUGAUGGACAGUUGUUGGGGUCUACGGGUGAUGAUGGGAAGUUAAUGAUGUGGAGGAGGGAACCAACGGGUAUCUGGAGUAAGAGUGCAGAAUUGGCGAUGAAUAGAGCUUGA
Sclerotinia sclerotiorum 1980 UF-70 is the source of this 1335-nucleotide messenger RNA. RefSeq lists its product as hypothetical. The coding region runs from base 1 to 1335 and encodes 444 amino acids. Gene Ontology annotation, molecular function: protein binding; structural molecule activity. Gene Ontology annotation, biological process: positive regulation of TORC1 signaling; cellular response to amino acid starvation. The record is from RefSeq and is a predicted model, not a curated record. The transcript has a single exon. Lineage: Eukaryota; Fungi; Ascomycota; Leotiomycetes; Helotiales; Sclerotiniaceae. Gene Ontology annotation, cellular component: Seh1-associated complex; nuclear pore outer ring.